This is a messenger RNA of Petromyzon marinus (sea lamprey), 3069 nucleotides long. RefSeq lists its product as uncharacterized. NCBI's taxonomy places the organism in Eukaryota, Metazoa, Chordata, Hyperoartia, Petromyzontiformes, Petromyzontidae. The record is from RefSeq and is a predicted model, not a curated record.
AACUUCAGCCUAAACUCGUUUGAAACACGAUUCAAACAAGAGGAGUGCCAUCAGCCAAACGAAUGUUUUGAGAAUAGCCGCCGCUGUGGUCUAUCACACCAAUGUGCGCACGGGCUGGAUCGGGCCGGGAGACACCGGCUAACGCCACGUGAAUAGCUGAACUCCGAUCCACCCACUCCCCUCCCCCUGUCAUCCUGUCGGCGCCUGUCUACAGGUGCACUCGCUCGGCCGUCCAGGUAUGAGCGCACUUCAAGUAUCCUUUUACCGGCGUAAAGCACACAGCUCCGUCCGUCAAAACAAUCCGGGGCCGCGUCCACCGCUCACUCGUCCACCGCAACUUGCGAACGUCUCAAUGACGGCGAAAGACCUCGGGCACAACACUCGCGAUCGACACCCGGCCACGGUUAAGGCGCGGCGCGCAGUCAUCAUCGUCACCGCCAUCUCAUCAUACCGGGCAGGAAGGGGAAUUGGAGGGAUGCCCAACACGUACUCAAUGGUGACCACGGUGCGCGUGUUUUAGGCUGCAGCCCGAGGCUCGAUUGAAGAGCGAUGGACAUGGGAGCGAGACGGGAGCGCGCCCGCCACGAGGACGCGCGCGCCUCUUGCAGCGGUUCCGACAGCGCGCGCAGCCAGGCGAGCUCCGGCUCCCGGCACCGUAACGUGGAAGGGUCCAGCACAGGCUCUAGCAGACGCGCCAGCGCGGAGGGAGGCUGCAGUACAGGGUGCCGACAUCCCCACGGCGCGAAGGGGUUCGGGUUAUCUUCUGGAUGUCACAACGUGGAAGGCGCUUGCCUGGGGUCGCAUCAACACAGCCGGGGAGGGGAGUCUGGCUUUGGCUCUCGCUACCCCAAGGAGGACGGCGGCGUUAGCUGGGGCUCACGGCAGCCGAGCGCGGAGAGCUCCAGCCGACGCUCUCGCCUCUCCUGCGAGGAGGACUCCAAGCUGCGAUGCCGACACCGCCACCACAACCACCAGGGCGGCGGCGGUGAACGCGACCGCGGCGCCAGAGGGGAACGAGGCGAAUCCAUCUCGGGGUCCGGAGGCACGUCUUACAGAAGCGACGAUGACGACGAAGACGACGACGAGGAGGAAGAUAACGAUGUCGGCGGCUGUAGACGCGUCCCGAUCGCCUCCUGUGCACCCUGCGACCACACGGACCUGUCCGCAAUGAGCAGCAGCAGCAGCCACCACAGCGACUGCUGUUGCUGCCGGUGCUCGAGCGAGUGCAGCACGGAGCGCACUGGCUCCAGCGCCACCCCGUGCUGCUGCUGCUCCUGCUGCGCGUGCGGGGAGCAGCAGGGUCAGCUGCAGGGUCACAGCAGCGACUGCAGCAGCGAGCGCGCGUCGUGGCACACGCAGGGACCGGGGACUCCGACUCGGCAGGAGCGCGGUCACCGGCUGAAGGACGUCGGCGCGGGCGGAGGGGUGGACGGCAAGGACCACAAGGCUAAACGAGGAAGCGUGAGCAGCUCCCAGGACGACCAAGAGGCGGCUGGACGCGCAGUGGCGUUGGUCAUCAAUGGGGCACGCCGCGGCUUCGUGCCGCUGUGCGUCGACGUAGCCGGCCUCCUCCGUUCGCAGCGCAGGCUACGGAGAAUGGUGGAGUCGCAGGCGCUGGAAAUCGAGCGGCUCAGGCGGCGACUUGGCCACGUGGGCCCUGCCGAGCUCUCGCCCGGAGGCUCCUGUGGGUCGUCGGCCAAGCACCGCUGCACAGCGAGCAUUGUGGGACAGCAGCAGCAGCAUCAUCAUCAUCAUCGCAACGGCCUUCCGCCUGGCACAGCAGCUGUACCCAAACAGUGCCCACAUUGUGCUCUACAGAGCGACAUAGACUGGGAGGACGAAAAUGGCACCGAAUGUGACAUCAAUGGAACAAACCCCAAUUCAUGCUUCCUUCCUCCCAUGCCCGGUGUAACUGAGAAUGUGCUGCAUUGUGCGCGCCUGAGCGAGGCCCUCUCAGCCGGGGAGACGCACAGGGCCCAUGUGCACUCAGCUGCCGAACAGGUGGCGGCCCACCUGGGCUCCCGGGCCCUCCGCAGGAGGUCUCGCGACUCAGCGACGGGUCGCCAAGUGGAGGAAUCGAGCAGCGGGUCGGCUUGCUCCAGCACCUGCGCUUUCAGCGUCGACGCGGACAGAAGAGGUCAGAGUUCAGUGAGCUGGGACAAAGACCGUGUGUGUGAUCUGCCAGGGACAUAUGGAGGGAUUUUCACAUCGCUGGAUGGUGCACGAGGAGAGUCCUGCUGCAGCGCGGGACGUCGACCCAGCGGCCUCUCCCUGGACUCCAGCCGGCCCAGCGAUGGUAGCAUCAGCGAGGACGAACCGCUGAGCAGCACCGGGCGCCGCAGACCCCGGCGUCCCGACCUCUGGGCGGAAUCUCAGAAUCCGGGACCCUUGGCGCUCCUUCCUCACGGGGCCGAGCGCGGGGGCCGGGACGCGGACGCGGUCGUCGCGGUCGCGGACGGAGUCAAGGAGGCCGCGGUGGAGCCGGGCCUGGCGACGGCGCGCCGUCUCUCCGAGGAGGGACCCUCGGCUGCCGAGAUGGGCAUCACGCACUCUUUCGACCCGGGGGGCCGGGCACAGCCUGGGGCCCGGCGGCCGUUGGCCCGCAAGAGUGGCCAGGCGGAGCCGUCCCCGGCGCCGCAGGCCAACUGUGCGCUCAGGCGGCUGAAGAGAUUUCAACUGAGCCAGCUCACCUGCAAACUGAGGAGGUGACGAAUCCCAGAAGCUGCGAGCGAACAUUCAAGGACCACCAGACACACAAAGGCAAAGCUUCCAUGUAUAGCCGUAUCGACUGAUGGAAGUGUCGUUCACGAGUACCUAUGCAGACGGCACAAGGCACGAGGGGGUGAUGUGGCCAGAACCGAGCCCGGCCGUAUGUGGCCGACCACUUCCCAAGUUAACACACUGUACUACGUACUCAUUUGAGGCUGAGUCGAGAUUGGGGAGGCCCAGGAUCCAUUAUUAUAUCACUCGCCAUGUUAGCUGUGACAAGGUAUUGAACCAUGGUGGUUGAACUUGAAAUGCAGUGCGCCAACUACUCUGCCACCUUCAAGCAGGAUAUCACAGACAGAA